Molecule: messenger RNA, 4826 nt
Organism: Pelobates fuscus (common spadefoot toad)
Lineage: Eukaryota; Metazoa; Chordata; Amphibia; Anura; Pelobatidae
Gene: WDR17
Product: WD repeat domain 17
Exons: 31
Coding region: 361-4233 (1290 amino acids)
Molecular function (GO): protein binding
Source: RefSeq, a predicted model, not a curated record
GCUGCGGAUGUCACUCAGGGAGGGCUGUGCUUCCAAGGUAACCGUGGUAACCUGGUGAGAGAGAGGAAGCUAAGAGGCUGGACAUUGCAUUGUGCUUGUGUCUGUCAUUCAGCUGCUCAUAUCUGCUGCCUGCAGCUCUCUGUGAAGCUUUCAGGACCUGUCUGCUACCUAUCCGGUUUUACUACAAGCAAUACAUCAAGCUCAACAAAUCACAUUGCCCUCCUCAAACACAGGAUCCGACUCACACUGGAAAUACAUGCUGUUGGUAUCCCCUGCCUGCUGCACUCUGUGAAGCUUUCAGCACCUGUCUGCUGUCCAGCCUAUCUUACUAAAAGCAAUAUUCUCCUCACACAGACAAAGAUGUCUCAAGUCAAGCAAGUAGGUCUUUUGGCUGCUGGGUGCCAGCCAUGGAACAAAGAUGUGUGUGCGGCCAGCGGAGACAGGUUUGCGUACUGUGCCACUCUUGCUAUUUAUGUAUAUCAGAUGGAUCAUCGCUACCAUGAAUUCAAACUCCGUGCUAUCAUGUCAGAACAUAAAAAGACAAUCACUGCCAUUUCUUGGUGUCCCGACAAUCCUGAUAUAUUUGCAAGUGCCAGUGCAGACAAUUUAGUUAUCAUUUGGAAUGUGGCAGAACAGAAAGUGGUAGCCAGACUUGAUAGUACAAAAGGAAUGCCGGCCUCCCUUAGUUGGUGCUGGAACUCAGGUGACGAUAUUGCAUUUGUGUCACACAGAGGGCCUCUCUAUAUAUGGACUAUUUCUGGGCCAGAAUGUGGAGUGACUGUUCACAAGGAGGCCCAUAGUUUCCUAUCAGACAUCUGUCUAUUUAGAUGGCAUCCACAGAAGGAAGGAAAAGUCGUCUUUGGGCACACUGAUGGUAGUCUUUCCAUUUUCCAACCAGGAUGCAAGAGUCAAAAGCACGUUUUACGACCUGAAUCCCUGGAAGGAACAGACGAGGAAGAUCCAGUGACAGCUCUAGAAUGGGACCCACUGUCUACAGAUUACCUUCUAGUUGCUAAUUUGCACAAUGGAAUCCGGCUGGUAGAUUCUGAAUCCUUGUGUUGUAUCACCACAUUCAGUUUACCAAGUGCUGCUGCUUCUGUUCAAUGUUUAGCCUGGGUACCCAGUGCUCCAGGCAUGUUUAUUACUGGAGAUUCUCAGGUUGGAGUGCUACGGGUAUGGAAUGUCUCCAAGACUACACCCAUAGAUAAUUUUAAAUUGAAGAAAACAGGCUUCCAUGCAUUACAUGUACUGAAUUCUCCUCCAAAGAAAAAAUCAUUUUUAGCACAUUCUCCAACUAAAAACCAUCACACGUCGUCUACCAGUGAGGCUGUUCCUCCACCAACGCUUACACAGAACCAAGCCUUCUCCCUGCCUCCUGGCCAUGCAGUCUGCUGUUUCAUGGAUGGAGGUGUAGGGCUAUAUGACAUGGGAGCCAAGAAGUGGGAUUUUUUAAGGGAUCUGGGUCAUAUUGAAACCAUCUUUGACUGUAAAUUUAAACCAGAUGAUCCUAAUUUAUUAGCUACAGCAUCUUUUGAUGGUACGAUCAAGGUUUGGGACAUUAACACUUUAACUGCAGUAUAUACAUCACCAGGAAAUGAAGGGGUUAUCUAUUCUCUUUCGUGGGCCCCAGGAGAUUUAAAUUGUAUCGCGGGUGCAACCUCCAGAAAUGGGGGCUUUAUCUGGGAUGUUAAGAAGGGGAAAAUGAUAACGCGCUUUAGUGAACAUGGAAAGAAUGGAAUUUUCUGUAUCUCAUGGAGUCACAAAGAUUCUAAGCGGAUUGCUACGUGUAGUGGAGAUGGAUUCUGCAUCAUUCGAACUAUUGAUGGAAGGGUUCUGCAUAGAUAUAAACACCCAGCUGCUGUUUUUGGAUGUGACUGGAGUCAAAAUAACAAAGAUAUGAUAGCAACCGGAUGUGAAGACAAAAACGUUCGGGUGUACUAUGUAGCAACGAGCUCUGACCAGCCUUUGAAGGUAUUCACAGGUCAUACUGCCAAGGUGUUUCACGUCCGAUGGUCCCCCCUUAGAGAAGGGAUACUCUGUAGUGGCUCAGAUGAUGGCACAGUGAGGAUCUGGGACUAUACGCAAGACGCGUGUAUAAAUGUUCUCAGUGGGCACUCAGCACCAGUCCGAGGGCUGAUGUGGAAUACUGAAAUCCCAUAUCUUUUAAUAUCUGGAAGCUGGGAUUACACAAUACGAGUUUGGGAUACCAGAGAUGGCACAUGUUUGGACACGGUUUAUGAUCACGGUGCAGAUGUAUAUGGUUUAACUUGCCACCCUAGUCGGCCUUUUACAAUGGCCUCUUGUUCCCGAGAUUCCACAGUGAGGCUCUGGUCCCUAACGCCAUUAAUAUCCCCUCUGCAGAUAAACAUCCUAGCAGACCGUCCAUGGGAAGAGAUCAUUGGUAACACUGACCGAGCAAUGGAGUCUGGCGCGCCACCAUUACUAUGUGGUAAAGUGUCCCGUGAUAUUAAACAGGAAGUGGAUAAACUGACUGGAAACUCAAGGGGGAAAAAGUUGAGAUGGUUUUCAGAAUGUUUUUCACCGCCAGGUGUAAAUACAAAUUUAUGGGAUCUGAUUGCUGUAUUGAAAGGUCAAGAUGACAGUUUACUGUCUCAGCAUUACUGUAAAGGAAUUAUUCACAUGAAACAUUUGGUCAGCUUUAAAACAUCUAAAGCGCAGGAACUAACAACAGUAAAAAUGUCCAAAUUUGGUGGUGGGAUUGGUGCACCGAGCAAAGAGGAGAGAUUGAAAGAAGCUGCGGAGAUUCACCUAAGAUUGGGACAGAUCCAGAGAUACUGUGAACUCAUGGUGGAGCUGGGAGAGUGGGACAAAGCGCUGUCUGUUGCUCCUGGUGUCUCUAUGAAAUAUUGGAGAAAACUUAUGCAAAGAAGAGCGAGUCAGCUCAUCGAGGAAGAAAAUGAUGCUGUCAUUCCCUAUUGCAUAGCUACUGGUGAUGUGAAGAAGCUUGUCAAUUUUUUUACUUCCAGAGGACAACUGAAAGAGGCCUUACUUGUGGCGCAGGCAGCUUGUGAGGGAAACAUCCAGUCUGGUCAUGUGUCAGUGCCUGCUGUAUCCCCAACUGAUGCAAACAACAUAGAGGAUUAUAAUGAGCUUCUUCACUCUGUCAGUACAGAUUUAGCUGAGUGGUAUUUCCAAGAUGGACGGGCUGUUCUUGCAGCUUGCUGUCAUUUGGCUGUAGAUAAUAUUGAGCUGGCCAUGGGUAAGCUGAUCCGUAGCAAUGAAUUGGAACUGGCAGUGUGCGUGGGCACGGCAAUCGGAGACAACGCAGCACCGGCUACACAAUACGCAUUAGAACUACUAGCAAGAAAAUGCAUGACCGUCACCACGUGCUUUCCCUCACUUGGAUACAGGGAUUUGGCAGCCGAUCUUCUCAGGAUGAUACCAAACAAUGAGCUCUUUCUGGUAAAGCUGUGCGCGUUUUAUCCAGGAUGCACUGCCGAGAUCAACGAUAUACACAGCAAAUGUAACUUACAGAGUUUGGAAGAAUGCACCCAGUUAGCCGAAACCUCCCAUGCAGAUGGAAAUAUCUUUGAUGCUGUUAAGUAUUAUUUGUUAAGUUUGGAACCCGAAAAGGCUCUUCCAAUUGGAAUCCAAUUUGUCAAAGAACAAAUCAGCACUUCAGACUGGACGUUGGACUCAAUUUGUCCUGUUCUUGAGCUCCUUAGUUACAUCCGAACUGAAAGACUGGUGCUCCAUAAAUGUAGUGAAGUUCGUAAUGAGCUGCUUAUUUUAUGUGGAUACACUGGUGCCUUGCUUGCUAUCAGGAGACACUAUGCUAGCAUUGUUCCCGCACUUUAUGAGUACACAAGCCAGCUGUUGAAACGUCGUGAAGUGUGUGUUCCCCUACAGAUAGAGCAGCUUUCACUGGAAUUAGAUGCUUGGAGGGCAUGUACCCGUUCAUCAAACAAAUUAAAUGAAGAUAUUCCAUACACACCACCUUCAGAGUCACAAAGAAAGGUUUAUUCAAAUCUUCUACAGAAAAUAAAAGAGGAACCUCUUAAAGGUUUGAUCGGACCAGACUAUGUCACAGGAUCCAAUCUUCCCAGUCACUCUGAUGUGCAUGUAUCUUGUUUAACAGGGUUACGAAUACAGGGCCCUGUGUUCUUUCUUGAGGAUGGCAAGUCUGCAAUCUCAUUGAACGAUGCUUUAAUGUGGGCAAAAGUCAAUCCGUUUUCACCUUUAGGAACAGGAAUAAGACUAAAUCCUUUCUGAAUCAAUUUUGGUUGUUUAUAUAUGCCUCAUUAUUGAGGUUGUUUAGUAAAAAGCUGCUUAACACAUGAUAAUACAUAAAUGUGUGGAUUGGAUUUACAUAUUUAUGCUUUAACAAACAGUGCGUUUUUAGUGAACAAAUUAUCAUGCUUGUUUCUAUUUUAAUUUUUUUUUUUUUUUAUUCCAACCAAUGCAGCUAUAGUUUAUAAACAUUGUGUUUGGCAAUGGUAAUAUCCUGUUAAACCCAGUACAUAAUAUGGGAAAUGAGCUUAAUGGUUUAAAUACCCAAAGACCAGAAUUCUAUGUUUAAGAGUUUGUGUCACAUGUAUGCAGAUUACAUGUAUUCCGCACAGGGUCACAAAAUUCUUAAAAUGUUCGAACAAAUUCUCUGAUUGUUCUUGUUCAUGCGAAUGCUGUACAUAUGUCCAAACAAAGAAUUUAAACUGUGAGAUUUAUUAAUGUAAAUUUUAGCAUACAAUUUGUACUGUAACUGAAUGUGUCUAGUACAGCACUUAAUAGAAAGAUGAAUGCCUACAUUUUUUUACCAUAUACAUUUCCCUUACAUAAAUUGUUUAUACAAAUGUUAUAUUUAAUAA